Trifolium pratense (red clover) is the source of this 1308-nucleotide messenger RNA. Its product is annotated as pectin acetylesterase 8-like. The record is from RefSeq and is a predicted model, not a curated record. Lineage: Eukaryota; Viridiplantae; Streptophyta; Magnoliopsida; Fabales; Fabaceae. Gene Ontology annotation, molecular function: pectin acetylesterase activity. Bases 1 to 1200 code for a protein of 399 amino acids. Gene Ontology annotation, biological process: cell wall organization. Gene Ontology annotation, cellular component: plant-type cell wall. The transcript is spliced from 12 exons.
AUGGAGAGCACAAGAUUAUGCCAAUGGUUAAAGUUAAAUCUUGUGGUGAUUGCAUUAGUAUUUUUAAAGGCAGAAGCUGGUUUUGCACCAAUCACUAUUGUCCAAAGCGCAGUAGCAAAAGGAGCUGUUUGUUUGGAUGGUAGUCCACCAGCUUACAAUUUUCAGAAGGGAUAUGGAACAGGAAUUAACAGUUGGUUAGUUCAUAUGGAGGGAGGAGGAUGGUGCCAUAAUGCCACUACUUGCCUUGCUCGUAAGACGACUCGUUUAGGUUCAUCGACAAAAAUGGGAGAUACACUUGCAUUUUCAGGAAUUUUAAAUGACAACAAACAAUUUAAUCCAGAUUUCUACAAUUGGAACAGAAUUAAGGUUAGAUAUUGUGAUGGUUCAUCUUUUACUGGUGAUGUGGAAGCAGUCAAUCCAGAAACUAAGUUGCACUUUAGAGGAGCAAGAAUUUUUGAAGCUGUCAUGGAGGAUUUACUAGCAAAAGGAAUGAAAAAUGCUCAAAAUGCUAUCAUCUCAGGAUGUUCAGCUGGAGGAUUAACUUCAUUACUGCAUUGCGAUCGUUUUCGAGCUCUUCUUCCCAGAGGAGCUAAAGUGAAAUGUAUCUCAGAUGCCGGUUACUUUAUCAAUGUAAAAGAUUUAUCAGGAGCACAAACCAUUGAGCAAUUCUUCAAUCAAGUUGUUACCACACAUGGGUCUACAAAGAAUUUACCUAGAUCAUGCACUUCAAAACUCAAACCAGAGCUGUGCUUUUUCCCUCAAUAUUUUGUAUCACAAAUCACUACACCAAUCUUCUUUGUAAAUUCGGAAAUCGACUCAUGGCAGAUUAAAAACAUUUUGACGCCGCAUAUGGCUGAUUGGCGUGAAUGCAAGCUAGAUAUAAAGAAAUGCACUCCUACUCAACUAAAUCAAAUCAAUGGCUUUAGAACAGAAUUCCUAAAAGCAAUAACUCCUAUAGGCAACUCUCCAUCCAAAGGAAUGUUCUUAAACUCUUGCUAUAACCACUGUCAAACCGAACUGCAGGAACUAUGGUUGUAUAGUGGCUCUCCAUUGUUGGCCAAGACACCGAUUGCAAAAGCGGUAGCAGACUGGUUUUAUGACAGAAGCCCUUUCCAUCAGAUAGAUUGUGCUUAUCCCUGCAACCCAACUUGUGGUAACCACGUUCUUGAAGUUCUAAAGGAAGAUGAUCUAGAACUAUAAAUUCAUUACAUCAAAAUCAAUUCAUAUACGAAAUAAAUAAAUUUUUCAUCAUUUUUAUAAAACCACAAUGUUUUAACUAGUGACUGAAUAAGAAAAAUAUACGACUUU